This is a messenger RNA of Miscanthus lutarioriparius, 1395 nucleotides long. The record is from the annotation of a GenBank genome assembly. Lineage: Eukaryota; Viridiplantae; Streptophyta; Magnoliopsida; Poales; Poaceae.
AUGAAUCUGGCCGCCUUUCCCUCCAGCUCCACCACCACCCUUGCCACGCCUGCGACGCUCCCCUGGCAUGAGAUGCCAUUAAAUUCCUCCGCCACUUUCUCGUCCUCGCUGCUCAGCCGCUCGCUCUGCGCGUCGCUCCGGAGGAUCUCUCACAUGGCCUCCGCCGCCGCCCCCACCUCCGCGCCCGCCGCCGCCGCCGCCGAAAACGGCGCCGCGAAGGCGAUGGAGCAGCGGCCCGUGCAGGUCGCAAAGCGGUUGGAAAAGUUCAAGACAACAAUUUUCACUCAGAUGAGCAUGCUUGCCAUCAAGCAUGGAGCAAUAAACCUUGGCCAGGGCUUUCCGAAUUUUGAUGGCCCAGUCUUUGUGAAAGAGGCCGCUAUUCAAGCUAUGAAUGCUGGGAAGAAUCAGUAUGCAAGAGGGUUUGGUGUGCCUGAACUGAACUCGGCUAUUGCUGAAAGGUUCCUGAAGGACAGUGGAUUGCAAGUUGACCCUGACAAAGAAGUUACUGUUACAUCUGGAUGCACUGAAGCAAUAGCUUCAACAAUAUUAGGUCUGAUUAAUCCUGGCGAUGAGGUGAUAUUGUUUGCUCCAUUCUACGAUUCAUAUGAGGCUACACUGUCGAUGGCUGGUGCCAAUGUAAAGGCAAUUACCCUCCGUGCUCCAGAUUUCGCAGUCCCGCUUGAAGAGCUGAAGGCAGCAGUCUCCAAGAACACCAAGGCGAUAAUGAUAAACACACCGCAUAAUCCAACUGGGAAAAUGUUCACUAGAGAGGAGCUUGAAUUUAUCGCCACCCUCUGCAAGGAAAAUGAUGUUUUGCUGUUUUCAGAUGAGGUCUAUGACAAGCUGGCAUUUGAGGCUGAUCACAUAUCGAUGGCUUCUAUCCCUGGCAUGUAUGAGAGGACUGUGACCAUGAACUCUCUGGGGAAGACAUUCUCUCUUACAGGAUGGAAGAUUGGGUGGGCAAUCGCACCACCACACCUGACAUGGGGCCUUAGGCAAGCACACUCAUUCCUAACAUUUGCCACCUGCACACCAAUGCAAGCAGCAGCGGCAGCAGCUCUGAGAGCACCAGAUAGCUACUAUGAGGAACUGAAAAGGGACUACAGCGCGAAAAAAGCUAUACUGUUAGAAGGACUAGAAGCCGCAGGGUUUAUUGUUUACCCAUCGAGUGGAACAUACUUCAUCAUGGUGGACCACACCCCAUUCGGUUUCAACAAUGACAUAGAGUUCUGCGAGUACUUGAUUCGUGAAGUCGGCGUGGCCGCUAUACCACCGAGCGUAUUUUAUCUCAACCCUGAGGAGGGGAAGAACCUGGUGAGGUUUACCUUCUGUAAGGAUAAAGAUACUCUGCGGGGCGCGGUUGAGAGGAUGAAGACGAGGCUCAGGAAGAAAUGA